UCUUUCGCACAAGUUGCAUGUUCUCCUCAGCUUGCCCCAAACGCAACGCAACUAAACGCAACACAACACGAUUCGAUUUUGGCUUUUAAACUUUCAUUAUGUUCCCCAAUACCCUUUGAAUUUAUAUUUGUGCACAUUUUAAAUAACUCCAGUACCUCACAGAUACAAAAGCGGUCAUUGUGUACUUGUGUCGAAUCUUUUUUUUUCUGCGAUUGAGUGCGUUUAUGCAAAUAUCGUUUAUUAUUACAGCUAAUCAGUUGCAUACUGUUCCCUAAAGCGAAUGAGUUCCAUGAAACCGCUCAGUACGAGUAUAGUUCUGUUUCAAUUUGGAUUUCGGCAACUCCAAACCAGGCAAAGGCGCGUCAGGCAUGUGUGUGCUCGUGUGCGUUAUUACGGUUAUUUUCCUUUCCUUUUGCUUUCACUCUACCAAUAAAAAGAUCGAGCUGAGGCCAAAUCAGGAUAAGACACGUGUUUCCAAUCACCUGCCAACGCUACCACUGCCACCGCGAGCCUGACACCAAGGCUGACUUAGGAGCGUACCCAGAGGGCAGCAGGCCAAGAGAAGAUAACCAGCUGGAGGGAACUGUAAGAUGGGCAAGAAAAACUCGAAAUUGAAGCAGGACACCAUCGAUCGCUUGACAACGGACACAUACUUCACCGAAAAGGAAAUUCGUCAAUGGCACAAAGGUUUUUUGAAAGACUGUCCGAACGGUUUGCUGACCGAACAAGGCUUCAUCAAAAUCUAUAAGCAGUUUUUCCCCGAUGGUGACCCCAGUAAAUUUGCUUCUUUGGUAUUUCGUGUAUUCGAUGAGAAUAACGAUGGGGCCAUCGAGUUUGAGGAGUUCAUACGGGCCUUGUCCAUAACAUCACGCGGAAAUUUAGAUGAGAAGCUGCAUUGGGCCUUCCGUCUCUAUGAUGUUGACAACGAUGGUUACAUAACGCGCGAGGAGAUGUACAAUAUUGUGGAUGCCAUCUACCAGAUGGUCGGUCAGCAGCCGCAGACGGAGGACGAGAACACGCCACAGAAGCGGGUGGACAAGAUCUUCGAUCAGAUGGACAAGAACCAUGACGACCGCCUUACUCUCGAAGAGUUCCGAGAGGGAAGUAAAGCUGAUCCACGUAUAGUCCAGGCGUUAAGUUUAGGUGGUGAUUAACCGCAAGAAGUUUAGUUGUCUUGACAUUUUUUGGGGUGAUCCAGAGUGGGAGUGGAAGCUGAGGCAGAAUCGCAGUGGGGAUGGAAGGAGCUGAUUCCAAGGAUCAAUGAUUUGAGACAGCGAGCCCCACGAGAUCCCUCAGAUCCACAGCAAAAACUACAGCAAUGUCUUUGGACCUUGAUUGGAAUCGAUUGAGAAUACUCACACACCCUCAUAUUUUUUACCAAUUUUCCUUCUCCCCUCGCACACACAUAAACCCGCCCACCCACACAGUCACUCAAUGAAAGAUCCAGAAGAAAUAUUAAAAAAUCUCGACUUGAGUUAACUUUCAACUUAUAGAAUAUGAAUAUUAAUUAACAUGAGAAAGGAUAUAUGUAUAUGUAUAGUAUAGAUAAAUAUUGCAGUCAUCAAAAACCAGAAACUGUUAAGAAAAAAAACAAAGUUUUAAAAUUUACCAAGGAAAAAAAUAGAAACUAAAGAACACCAAUUUAUGUCAAAUGAAACGCUUUUUAAAAAAAUAAUUCAUAUUAAAUACAUAUACAUACGUAAAAACAAAUAGGGGUUGAGAGCGAGUUCACCCUUCUAUAGAUAAAUAUGUGUGUAUAAAAAUAUGCUCUUAAUCUUAUCCAAGUCAUUUUUAUUGAAAUGCUUGGCAAAAAAAAUCGAAUAUCAAAGAAAAAUUCUUGAAAUUGAUUUAGUAAUAUAUCGCAUAGGUAUCGAAAACUAACCGAUGGCUAUCUAAUCGUUAAGAUGGAUCGUUAUUUGAAAAUAAUUAUGAAUCAAAGCGAGAGAGAGAGAUCUCUUUUGACGACAGCUAUUUCUGCUUUACAUGCAAUCAAUACACGCUUCUCAAUAUAUUUAGUAUAUGCUUAUACAUAGUUAUAAAAACACAAAUACAUACAUAGGCAUAUAGUCGAAUAUAUGUAACUCAUAUGCUACUGGCCUAGACGCAAUGCAUGUACUCGAAUAUAUGUAUCUCACAUGCUACUGUUCUAGACGCUUGCUCUUUCUCUUGCUGUGUUUUCCACAUUUUUGUGGAGCAAGAGCUCAGCAUAGCUAGCUACUAACUGUUGAUAAUCGAAAGUGUUGAUAAUCAAAAAUAGAUACCCACACGCAUACCUAAUUACUCUCUUUUUAACAAAGUACACUAGCUAUAUUAAGAUCUAGAUCAUAUACAUAUAAAAGAUAUUGGAAUAGUCGUUCUUUUGCUUCUGAAUGCGGUAUGCCAUGUCUUAAGUGGGUGUGCUUCUGCGUCUCCUCACCAUUCCAGCUUCAUCCAGCUUCCUUUCCACCAUUGCAUCUCAUAGCUGAUUAUUACUAGGUCAGCCACAGCCCCCACCCCAUAACCAGGGUAGAAACAAACAUUUUAACAAGAGUAGUUCUCCAUACGUAUUCCCGCAUGCCUAAAAAGAUAAACAAUAUAAAAAAUAAUAAACAAGAAUAUCAGUUUGAACUUUUUGUUGAAGCUCUUUAAACUUCACACAGAGAGCUUGGAAUAUCCUGCAUCCUAUAAAGUGGCAAGCCCAACUAAUGCCUUACUUACUAAACUAUCGUCUGAAUCAUCGACACUCUAACUGUGUCUUUUAAUAUAUCGCUCCAUUUUUUUUAUUUUUGGUCAGAUGGAAUCAUCUACUGUUGGAGUUAACUCUGCUUCCCCUUCUGCCUUAAGAUGGGGCCCCUUAUCACCAUGCUAAAAUAAUUUCUAUUUUAUAUGUGGUUCAGCUCUAGAUCGUAAUAAAAACCACAAAUGUAAAAAAAAAUGUACUUUGAUUAAUACUGCAACUUCCCCUAAAUUUAUUAAAGUCUUAUUAUUUCCCUACUAAAAUUUUCUAUCUAACUAUCGUAUCAUCAGCAUUUAUUUAUGUAAUACUAUUGGCUUGUAGGUAUCUGAUUAAAUUGGAUAAAAACAUCAGAUUUUUUAGUGGAAAUACCAUGACUUUUCUUUGCCAACGAGGUUUCAUAUUUGAACAGUCACUAGAUAAUGUCAUGGCAUCUCUAAUUCCGAAUCUAAUUCUGAGGUUUGUUAGUCUACCAGAAUACUUUUGGUUUGCCUGAACCACAGAACAUAUGCACCUAGAGUAGUUGUUGUACAUAAAUAUGUAUAUCAAGAUGAAAGCCAAUUUAAUUUACUUAAUACGAGGUUAGGGAAAGAUAUCUUUAUAAAUAUGUAUAUCAAUAUUAACACACAUGCAAACAAACAAAUAUUUAUAAU
Molecule: messenger RNA, 3366 nt
Organism: Drosophila miranda
Lineage: Eukaryota; Metazoa; Arthropoda; Insecta; Diptera; Drosophilidae
Product: frequenin-1
Exons: 9
Coding region: 591-1154 (187 amino acids)
Molecular function (GO): calcium sensitive guanylate cyclase activator activity; calcium ion binding
Source: RefSeq, a predicted model, not a curated record